CAUUGUCCUUUGAAAUCCUCAGGUUCUCAGAGCAGACGUUAGCACUCCACCCAUAUUCAACCCCAUCGAAUCCAACUUCAACUCCGAUUCCGUCAAUCAUAAACCUUAAUCUCUAUAUAUAUAUAUAUAGAUAAACAACACACAAAAAUCACUUUCUUCAAACACUAAAAAAAAAAAAUCUAAAAGUAAAAUUUGGGUCUUUUGUUCAGAGCCGCCCCUUUCUUUGAACCCUAGAAAUUUAGAUCUCCAUCUUCGUCUUCAACGUCCGAUUAGGGUUUUGUGAGAAAGAGGGGGAAGGGAAAGACAUGGACGAUAGCUGUGCUGUGUGUGCCGAUGCUCUUGAAUGGGUUGCGUACGGAGCUUGUGGCCACAAAGAGGUCUGCUCCACCUGCGUCGCUCGCCUCCGCAUCAUCUGCGAGGAUCGCCGUUGCUGUAUCUGCAAGUCCGAGUCCGACAUCGUUUUCGUCACCAAGGCUUUAGGAGAUUACACCAGGUUGAUUAAUGACUUUUCCAUCUUGCCCUCCGAUGUAAAGGAGGGUAAAGUGGGAUCAUACUGGUACCAUGAGGAUACACAAGCGUUUUUUGAUGAUGUGGACCACUACAACAUGAUCAAGGCAAUGUGCAGGCUUUCCUGCAGUGUAUGUGAUAAUGUGGAGGGGCAACCAAAUGAUGGCCCAAAGCGUCGAGCAAAGUUCAGGAACAUUGAACAGUUGAAGGGUCAUUUAUUCCAUCAACAUAAGUUGUUUAUGUGUAGUCUUUGUUUGGAAGGGAGGAAGGUAUUUAUUUGUGAACAAAAGCUAUAUACUAAAGUACAACUGAAACAGCAUAUAAACACUGGAGACUCUGAGGUGGAUGGAAGUGAGAGUGAAAGGGGUGGUUUUAUGGGGCAUCCUACGUGUGAAUUUUGCAGAUCACCAUUCUAUGGGGAAAACGAACUUUACUCCCAUAUGUCUACUGAACAUUAUACCUGCCAUAUAUGCCAAAGGCAACAUCCUGGACACUAUGAGUAUUACAAGAAUUACGAUGACCUCGAGAUCCACUUCCGUCAAGAGCAUUUCUUAUGUGAAGAUGAGGCCUGCCUUGCCAAAAAGUUUAUUGUUUAUCAAUCCGAAGCAGAUUUGAAGAGACACAAUACUCUUGAACAUGGAGGACGAAUGUCACGUUCCAAGCGUAAUGCUGCCCUGCAGAUACCAACUAGCUUUCGGUAUCGAAGUAGUGAGCAAGAUCGUCGUCGUGGAAGAGGACGAACAUUUCGACGUGAUUCUUCUGAAGAUCAACUUUCUAUGGCCAUUGAAGCAAGUUUGGAGAUAGCUAAUGCAGACCGUACAUCUCAUGAUCCAUCAUCUUCGUCCAAUGGGCAAGUUGCCCCUGACCCUGGGGAUGCAAGUGAUAUUGAUCCAAUCAUUCAGCCAUUUGAAUCAUUAGCCACAACGGAUUCUGAAUCAUCUUCAAGGUACCUUCAAGCCUUGGGGCAAGGGUCAAGAAAUGCUCCUUUGGUAGGAUCUUCUUUUCCUCCCCUCCGUAUGGCACCCAACAGCAGUCAACAAAAACCAAAACAGGACUCAGAAGGUUUGCCUAGUAACAAUAUGGCAGCACAUCUCCGCCGCCAAAGAAAUGUGACUGUUCUUAAUUCAGUUCAGGGUUGGCCAGCUGCUACCCGGGGGCCAGUGGUACCAGCAAGUACUUCUACCCAAUUUAGGCCUGCAACAAAUUCAGGACCUGUAAUGUCACAUAGUUCUGGUCAGACCAAUACCUCCACUGGUAAUGGACUGACAAAAUCAACCUAUGCAAGUUUGGCUCAACCUCGUUCGACCCAUGCACAAUUGUCAGCUGGCUCUUCAAGGGACUUGGGCAACACUAGUAGGAUCAGCCACUCCACAUCAGCCCCGGAUCUUGUGGAGAGAGGAUCUGUGGAACCUUCAAUAUCUGAUUUUCCUCCAGUUUCUGCAGCACAAAUUAACAAGUUGCCCACAAGUAGCCAGGCCUUGCCAAGUGUGGAGGAUGUUCAAGUUGCAAACAGGUCUUUGGUGGAAAAGAUGCGUGCUGCUCUUGAAUUUGAUGAAGACAGAUACGCUGCUUUUAAAGACAUAUCUGGACAAUAUCGGCAGGGUUUAAUUGACACGGGAAGAUAUCUGUAUUAUGUGCAGCAGUUUGGCCUGUCACAUCUUGUUGUUGACUUGGCUCGACUCUGUCCUGAUCCUCGGAAACAGAAAGAGCUUGUUGAGACCUAUAAUGCUAGUUUGCGAAGCAAUGGUCCACAAGGUAAUGGUUGGGGCCGUGGUAGUGCCCACUUGAAAGACAGUAAAGGCUCUAAGAAAGGUAAAGGGAAGUCUGUAGUUGCUGAAGAUAGUAAUUCAAAGGAUAAAUUAGCAAAUAGCAUUUUAAGCACCGUAAAGCAACUGCAAUCAAGCUAUAAGCCCUUAGAACAGGAGGCGGAGAUGUUAUCCAAGGAUGGGUACCGAGCAUCCAAAGGCAAAUCACAGGAAUCGGUUUUUGAGCAGCACAUGGAGUUAAGUACUGGUAGUCAACCUUUAAUGAAGCUGAGGGGCCAGAAUGAUUCCCCAUCGGCUGUUAGUGUAUCUAAUCAAAAUAUAGGAGAUGGUGGUGGAGGGAGUAAGCAACGAAAGAAAUCCUCAAAGUUCCUCAGAGCUCGAUUAGGUGAUGGCUCUGUGGCAUCACUUUUGGACCUCAAAAAUAAAGAUCCUGACUCAGAUCCGGAAGCAGUGGAUGUCCAGAACCUCACUGGAGGGUUGCCAGUGCGUGGUGUCUGGCGAAAUGGUGGAGGUCAAAAACUCUUCCCCUAGCAAAUUUUCCAAGAGAUUCUAAAACUACUGAAUUCUGGUAGUAGUUAUCAUGCAGAAGUACAAGAAUCAUAUACAGUAUCUGAAUUAUAUUUUGAUCAGGCAAAAGACAACAAGGAUUCUAUUUCUUGCCUUGAUUGUCGUCUUUUUUUUUUUGAAUUGGGUUGGAUUGUCUUGUUUAGCCGUAAGUCUGAUUUUGUGGCAUGCUAAUCUUUAAGGCAAAGACAAUGCUGCCUGAAUGGUGGGGGUGUUUCUUUUUCACCUCUUGGUCUUUCUUGAUAACCACAAGUGUUAUGUUGAUAUACAAUAAUUCUUUUGAAUAUAUAUUGUGCAAAGGUUGAAAAUCU
This is a messenger RNA of Quercus robur (English oak), 3148 nucleotides long. Its product is annotated as E3 ubiquitin-protein ligase HEL2-like. NCBI's taxonomy places the organism in Eukaryota, Viridiplantae, Streptophyta, Magnoliopsida, Fagales, Fagaceae. Gene Ontology annotation, biological process: protein ubiquitination; rescue of stalled cytosolic ribosome. The record is from RefSeq and is a predicted model, not a curated record. Gene Ontology annotation, molecular function: ubiquitin protein ligase activity; ribosome binding. Bases 306 to 2804 code for a protein of 832 amino acids. The transcript has 7 exons.